Molecule: messenger RNA, 2696 nt
Organism: Pollicipes pollicipes
Lineage: Eukaryota; Metazoa; Arthropoda; Thecostraca; Pollicipedomorpha; Pollicipedidae
Product: IQ and ubiquitin-like domain-containing protein
Exons: 15
Coding region: 78-2249 (723 amino acids)
Biological process (GO): flagellated sperm motility; cilium assembly
Cellular component (GO): acrosomal vesicle; motile cilium
Molecular function (GO): protein binding
Source: RefSeq, a predicted model, not a curated record
CGUGCUUCGUACUCCUCUCAGUUGAGGGAGUAUUUAUAUGGGUUUGCGGGGCCGCUGGAUAUUUAUCACAUUUUAAGAUGUCAGAGGGAAGCAGCAAAGCCAGCUCGCCUUCCAACACAGAAUCUCCCACUAAUAGCGAUGACAUUCUCCAGUCCCAUGUAGAUAUACAUCUACCAAAUGCAAAUCAGUGGCGGGACGCGGAUACCUCCCAGGUGAACUCGGCGCCCAAGAUGGUGGUGCCCUUCCUGCUGCCAGGCGGCAGGCGCCUGGUGAAGGAGCUGCACAUCAACUACAACAUGCGCGAGGUGCUGGAGUUGCUGGCCGAGGACCUUCACUGCGAGCCGGACCAGCUGGAGAUAUACGAGGGCACUGAGCCGGUGCCCGACAGUCUGGUGCUAGCCGGCCUGGACCUGGAGCAGGAGGGGUUCGCGCUGAGCGUGCUGGAGCGGCUGGUGCGCCGGCGGCCGUCGUCGUCCGACCGGCCGGGCUCGGGCGCCUCCGAGCCCCGCCUGCCAGACACGCUGACGGUGCACACAGGCUCGGGUGCCUCCCGCCGCACGGUUACUGUCUCGCUGGAGCGGUGCACCGGGAGGAAGCCGUUUCUCGGUGGCUACCGGGACAAGCGCAACGGCCAGGAGUACCUAAACGCCUCCGCGCAGACCUACACCCGACCCUACCGCAGCUACAGCCACGAGCGGCGCGAGCGCGACGCCCAGACGGCCUGGGGGCUCCAGGUGGCCGUGCAGACUUGCAAGGACACGUGCACUCAGAUGCCCAAGCCGGGGGUGUGGAAUGACCACGCCGGCGAGCGUGUCGUGACGUAUAGCGGCGCCUACCAGACGGCUGAGCAGCUGAUGCAGCUGCGCAACGAAAAGGCCGUGGUGCUGCAGAAGUGUUGGCGCCGCUGGCUAUGCCGCCGCCGCGUGCAGCGCAUGCGCGUGGAACGUGACGUGGUCAUGCAGUGGCUCGUGGACGACGCCGAGCGGCGGCGGCUGGCUCGUCUGAAGCGGCGACACGGACUGGUGGAGCGAAAAAUGGACCCGAAAACCAAGAACGACUUUGACGUUUUGUUCAGCGCACUGGAGGCCUGGCGGAAGAAAGCCAUUGCGUACUGCUAUUCCACUAAAUCCGGCGGAGAGCUGAAGGCGGCGCUCUGCCAGCUUCUGGAGCAGGAGGCCGAGAUGCUGAAGGCCAUCCACGGCCACCAGAACCGGGCCGCCACUGACGGCCAGGCCAAGCGCAUCAACCGCCUGCUGAAGGAGAUGCAGGCCCCGCAUCGCUGGGUGGGUAAGGACGGCCGCGUGAUGGAGGUGGACAACAACAUGUCGCUGUGGGCCCGCCAGCUGCGCGACAUCCACACGGCCAUGACGCUGCCCGACCUCACGUGCUCCGAGAGGGCCGACAUCCUCUCCACCCUCGUCACCCUGAUAGGCGGUCUGCCGUUCUCGGCCGAGAACCACGAGCUGCGUGACCUGUGUAAGCGCGAGAUUGACCUGCUGUCGCGCGGCGUGGCGCCGCGCCACCUGGCCGGCCUGCGCCAGCGCGCGCUCCAGCUGUUCUGGCGCCUACUGCGCGACGUCAACUUCAACCCGGCCUCCGUGAAGCACCAAAAGGUGCCGUUGGACCCGGAGUCGAUCAGGGGUGACGUCAACACGUGCAUGUCGUGCCACCGCUGCCUGCCGCGGGACCAGUUCCAGGUCAACGCCGGCGACGUCACGCUCCGCAGGUGCCGCUUGUGUGACCAGCUAGAGAACUGGGCUCUUCGGCGGCUCGACAACAACGUGCUGGGCCUGAUGCUGGCCGAGCUGCGGCGGGACGAGCAGCACCGCUCCCCGGAGACGGCCGCCGCCUGCCUCAUCCAGGACUCUGAUUUCCGUCACCUGGUGCUGUCGCUGUGGGGCGGCCAGUCGUGUCUGAGUGCCGACCCGGACCUGUACGAGCUGGUGCUCUGCCGCUGGGAUGUGGCGCAGCCGUGGACGCCUUGGAACUGUGUGCUGCUCACCCGGGAUGAGGCUGAGGCCCACUACAAGCUGGCCCGGCCGCUGGAGAGGUACGGGCCGGAGCAGUGUCAGCGGGUGCACCUGCGCCACGUGGCGGCCGGCCGAUACUUCUGCCACCUGCCGGCCAUGAUGGCUCGCAUGGAGGCAGAGAUGAGCGCGCGGAACGCCAAGGAGGCCCACUCCCAGGUAGACUCGUGCCGGGGCCCAGCGGAGGCCCCGCGGCCGGGGGCCGCCGCCGCGCCCGUCUGAGCGCACCUGGCAUCGCCACUGAUGGUUCACAGGGCGGCCGCACCGCGGCGCCACCGUCGCGGCACUGAUAGUUUUGAUCUCUCCUACCCUCUGAGGGCUGGGCCAGUGGGCGGCGUGGUAUAGGUCAGCAGCUCGCCGCUAUUCGUGUAUAUCUGCACGCGAUAAAUCUCCUUAAGUGUGCGGGUUGUCAUUCGAGCGAAACGAAGCAUGUCAAUUAGCUGGUAGUAAUAGGUGGACGGUUACGAAUUUGAUAGCCAUUUGUUCCGUUGCUGGAGCGAAAUAGGACAGCGUUGGGAAGCUGUUUCGGUUUUGUAUUGUGUUUCAAUGAAAUUGUUUUUACACACGUCUAAAUCGUGCUGCAUGCUCAUACAUGUGUUUUGCACAUUCACCAGAUUCACAGCUGUGUCGUCCUGCCACGGAUAUAAAUAAAUUGUAAUGUUCGAUGAA